Molecule: messenger RNA, 1797 nt
Organism: Eimeria necatrix
Lineage: Eukaryota; Apicomplexa; Conoidasida; Eucoccidiorida; Eimeriidae
Product: protein disulfide isomerase, putative
Exons: 1
Coding region: 1-1797 (598 amino acids)
Source: RefSeq, a predicted model, not a curated record
AUGUUGCUGAGUUUUCUUUGUUGCUGCGGCCUGGAGCUGCCUGUGGCUCGACGGCGGCAGCGGGGGGCAGUGCAAGUGCGCGCGUUGCGUGUUUUGGGUUAUUUGUGCAUUUAUUUGAUAUUUUCCUUUCCCCAAUGCCUUUUUAGUUGUGCUGCGGAAGCUACAAGCCCCCGAGGAGCAGAAAAAAGAGGAGCUCCGGUGCAGCACCCGCUAGAAGAACUAGAGCUGCCCCGGCGCCAGAGCCCCCUGCAAAAAGACUCAGGCUCCCGGGGGGAAAUCUUUAGAGAAGAAGAGCUUUCCCCCUUAGAGACUCUUUCUGUGGAGGACCUGGGGGCCAUUGGGCCCCUAGGAAGCCCCCUAUUGGCUGUUUUUGCUGCUGACUGCCCGUGGUCUGAAGAGGCGCUACGGGAGAGCCGCAAGGCGCAGCAGCUGCUGCGGGACUGGGGCAGCCUGACGCGGGUUGUGGCAGUGCCGCUGAGCAAGAGUUCGGAGUUUCGGGAGUUGCUGGAAGCUAAGGGGGCCCCCCAGGUGGUCUCCCGGGAGCUCCCCAAGGAGGCCCCAGUGCUGCGGUUGUACCCUGGGGGCAGGGCCAGUAGCAGCGCGCCGUUCAGCACCUACGGAGGCCCCGACGUGACUGCUGCAGAAAUUGCUUACUGGGUGUUGGCUGAGGAGGGCCGGGCAGCAGAGUUUUCUGCAGAAGAUGAGGCGAGGCCCCGGGAGGCGGCUGGGGGGCUGCAGGCCACGCCUAUUGGACCAGUGGUCCACGCGCGGGUCCACCGGGGAAGCGCGGGGGCGCUGUUACUGGCGCAGCUGGCGCAGCAGCGGCAGCAACUGCCGUCGAAGUCGACUUUGUUCAAAGUGCAGUUCGUGGAGGCGGCGGAGAAGGAAGAACUCCGGGUGUACAGACAGCUGCUACCCUUCGAUUUGGGCGAAGAAACUUUUCUCAGUUCCCCAGAGCCCCUCUGGGAGCCGCGAGCAGUGCUGGCGCUGCUGCUGGAGGCUGAAAACAGAAAAGUGUUUUACGGCGAAGUGCCUACGGGCCCUUUGCUGGGCCGCCGCGCGCUGCUUUCUGUACAGGUGAGUCGUUUUGAAAACUUGCAAGACAUUGCGGAGCUGCUGAUGGAGUUUUACGAGAAAUACAAAUCCCAACUGGCCUUCCACAUUGCCCGCACGAGCCUCAAAGAGGCCGCCAGGGCCGAGGCCCUCUUCAGUACCCCCUGGGGCGGGGCUGUCCUCAAAGACCCUAGGCCCAACCCCUGGGCCUACCAGCGGGCCUCUGGGGUCUUAAGAGAGGCCCCUCCCUUUUCGCAGUAUUCCCUGGGCAUGCCUCUUAGCUUUUACAGUCUCGAGGCCUUCCUUGAUCAGUGGGCCAGGGGGACUCGAGAGCUGCACUUCAGGUCUCACCGGCUAAGCGCUACGAGCCCGGGGGGACUUGUGAAGGAGCUGAGUCACCAACAGUUCCUUCAGACUCUACAUGCAGCACCAAGGGCUCCCCUCGCAGUUCUUUACUACGAGCCCCGCUGCCCUGGCUGCGAGCUCUUCCUCGACGCCUGGAAGCAAGUUGCUGCUGCCUUCAGCCAGCAGCCGCAGCUCCGCGGCCGCCUCCUGUUUGCCCAGCUCUUCGCAGAACUUAAUGACAUCAUUGACUUCGAUCUCAAGUCCAAGUUGCCCGCCGUUGUGCUAUACCCUGAGGGGCCCCACCGGGUCGACCGCAGGCGCCUCUACAUGGGACCGCCCGUAGUGGAAAUGCUCGGAGACUUCCUCCUCGCGGCUGCUGCCCCCAAGGAAGAUCUUUGA